Messenger RNA from Pundamilia nyererei, 1632 nucleotides. It is a transcript of the gene mterf1, whose product is annotated as mitochondrial transcription termination factor 1. Lineage: Eukaryota; Metazoa; Chordata; Actinopteri; Cichliformes; Cichlidae. Gene Ontology annotation, cellular component: mitochondrial matrix. The record is from RefSeq and is a predicted model, not a curated record. Gene Ontology annotation, molecular function: double-stranded DNA binding. Gene Ontology annotation, biological process: termination of mitochondrial transcription; regulation of DNA-templated transcription. The transcript has 2 exons. Bases 113 to 1276 code for a protein of 387 amino acids.
CAAUAAAUAUAACGAAGAAGAAAAAUCUCGCGAGAGUUCUUGGAGUUCACGUUACCGGCAUGGAAGAAAUGUUGGCUUUCGUGAUGCUUCAGUGUGGCCCUCCUCAAUAAAAAUGGCAGGGGUUCCUGGAGUGAGAGCCCUCCUCACUGUGCAGCGAUCGGUGACAUUGCAGCACAGCUUUUUUGGCUUCACUCCAAUACAUUUUGCAUCAGCCUGCUUCCCCAGAAGGCUUUACAGUACUUCGACAGGAAGUACUGAAACAAAGCCGCCGGUAAACCCGGAGAAUGAAUCUCUGCUCGAGAACUUGAACCUCAUGGGAGUUGACGUGAGGAUGGCACGCCAGCGUCAGCCUGGGGUGCUUCGUAAAACCUUCACUAAUGAGAACGGCCUCGCUCAGUUCCUGCAAGGAAAAGGUGCCGGCCGCAAAGUCAUUGCUAGCAUAAUAUCCCGUUAUCCCCGAGCCAUCACCCGCUCCAUUGAACACUUGGAACAACGCUGGCAGCUGUGGAGAAACAUCUUCCAGACAGACGCAGAAAUCGUAAGCAUCCUGGAUCGCUCACCUGAGUCGUUUUUCCGCUCCAGUGAUAACGACAACUUGGAAAAGAACAUAGAUUAUCUGGUCUCACUGGGACUAAAUGCCAAAGAUCUCCACCGGCUGCUGACCACAGCACCGCGAACAUUCUCCAACAGCUUAGAGCUCAACAAGCAAAUGGUGGAGUUUCUGGAAGAUAUCUGCACAGAGCUCGGUGGAAGUAACCCAGAGCAGUUUGCAAAAAUGGUCAUGACAAGAAAUCUUUACAUUCUAAUCAGAAGCACUAAGAGAGUCAAGACAAACAUCGACAACCUGAAAGCAUCACUUAAGUUGAGUGAUUCAGAACUGCUGGCUCUUCUUCAAGGCCACGGGGCAGAAAUUCUGGACCUUUCCAACGAGUACCUGAAAAAGAAUUUCAACAGCCUGGAGCAGAAGAUGACCGCACUUGGCUGUCGGAAAGCUGAUGUUAAAAAACUGAUCAUCAACUAUCCGAUGAUCCUCUACAUUGGGCCUGACACUCUGAGCUCUAAACUAGACUGUCUUUUAAAAGGAGGAAUAACAAUGAAGCAGAUACUGGAAAAGCCCAAAGUUUUGGACUACAGCACACAAAACAUUACAGGGCGACUAGAGGAACUGAGAAGGUUGGGCUAUGACUUCCAGAAGAAUGGCAUCAACAUCCUCGAUUCAAGUCGAAAGCGGUUUGCCGCAAAAAUAGAAAAACUUUCUGCCUCACCAGAAGAAUGAGUGUAGCUUGCUGCCUGUCAGACAGUGUUGGCUGAUACUUUUUCAUCUUUUUGACUUAAGAAUAAUCAGGUUUUAUGUUCAGAGAUAAUAUGAUUGAGCUCUUUUAAUAUCCCAAACUUAAUUCCAGUAUUGAAAUCUAAACAUUGUGCCUGUGAUAUUCUUCUAGUCUCACAAAAGUAAUUAAAGCAGUAAAAAUAAUAAGUUGAAGGUCUGGGGACAUGGAAUUACAUUUGAAGCUAAUGAGUAAAAGAAAAUUGUCAGUGGAUUACCCAUUAUGUAAUGUUUCAGCUCAAAUACCAGGUGUUUUAAUCCAUCAAUACGCUGUCUUGGAAUUAAAAAAAAUGCAAAAGAUGAAA